UAAGGCUACAAGCAGGAAGGGAAUGGGGGUGGCUUGUCUCUUAAAGAUACAGAACAUUACAAUAACUGUUUUGGUGGGAGAGGCCUUUUGUUGUAAGUUUAAAGCCAAAUUUUGUUACAAAUUAUAUACAUUUUAAACCAUACCCAAUAAGUAAUUUAUAAAUUCCGAGGCCAAGAUUACAGCAUAAUCUUCAGAUAUUAUUAUUUUCAUGAGAGCAAAGUGCAAAGAAAUUAUAGAGAUAAAUAAUGUUUAGGAGUGAGGAGAUAGAGCCUUGCAGGUAAGGGACUUUGGAAGUGUAGCAGAGCAUGCCUGUUUAAGUAUAAGAUAUUUGGAGACCUUUUGUCUGUGGCCGUAGCAUUUGCUGACCAUUUGUGAGAAUUUGGAAAUCAUGUUUGCCAGUUUGGGCCAUUGAUUUGUACUGAGGCCAAGAUAUUAUCAUAAAAUCUAAGUUCGUGGAGGAAGAGAGAGUGGCUCACAAAGUGGAAGACUGUGCAAAUGUGUUCUUAUAAGUUCCAAGAGGAAGUUGGGAGGGAAAACGAGCUGCAGGAUUGCAGGUGCAAACAGAGAUAGCACAGUGGAUCUGCAGUCUGGCUGCAGAGUGAGAGAAAACCAGGAAGGGGCAGAAGGAAAGGGAGCCCAUGGAUCAGCAGGCCACAAAACCAGAGCCGUGUGGAGAAUACAGUGAGCUGGAGCUUAAGCUGUGCGUCUCCCAGGCUUCUGGCAGAUGGGAGAAAGCAGAGAGAUCUCUACAUAAGUGUAGCUGGCCACAGGAGCCAGACAAGCACACAUGUCCACGUGGAAAGUAAUGCAGUAAGAAUGAGAUUGUAAAACUCACAGACAAGUGAUCCAUACAUAAAAAAAGAAAAAGAAAGUAUAGAUUUUUUUUCUCGGAUUCUUGACCACUUGGUUCAAGGUACAUUGAGCCCAGAUUUGAUUUGAAAGGAGUGGUCACAGGGUCUCCCAAGGACAUGCCAAUGGAAGUAAAGUGGUAUAUGACAGUUCCCAAGGAUGCUGCAGAGAGAAGUCCAAAUCUUGAGAGCCUCAGGCAUCCCCGGUACUCAGGAGGACAGAACACAGUAGGCUCAGGCUGGCAGUACAUUGUCACACAAGAACAGGGCCAAGGGCUGCUAGCCCAAGAGAGACACAGUUACCUGGUAGGACUUCGAGAAAAGUGAGAAGGUGAGGACUGUGCAUAAGAAAUAAUGCCGCACAUCCAGGAGAAUGGACAGAACAGGUAGAUCCACAAGAGACCUAAUUGUCGGUUUUGAAUGGAGGACAAAGCCAUCGUUGAACAAGAAAACAGAUCUGUUGCAGGUGGAAGCGAGCGAGCAGUUCUCUUAUGGGUGGAGUGAACAGAGUCUGUUGACAUUCAGCAAUGUGUCUGUGGACUUUUCCCAGGAGGAGUGGGAAUGUCUAGACUCUUCUCAAAAGGCUCUUUACAUGGAUGUAAUGUGGGAGAAUUACAGCAAUCUAGUUUUUAUAGAGAACCAUUGUGUAUGUGGUAAAUACGAGAAAGCCUUGGAUCAAGGUUCAAAGCAUAUUGUCCAUCAAUAUGUGAAUACCCAAGAGAAUUCUUACAAAUGUUAUAAGCUUGGAAAAAUGAUUCAUAAAUCCUCCCAAGUUGUGCCUAAUAACACAAGUGAUACUACAGAAAACUGCAAGGAGUACAGAAGUGGUAACCAGAGUGAUGCCUCUAAUGAAUCAUCAAACCCUAAGGGAUAUAAAAAUGGGAUCACCGCAGAAGAACAAUAUAAAGAUUAUGGGGAGUGUUUAAAUUUGUGCCCUAUCAUUAGCCAAUAUCAACGAAUCCAGACUGGAAAGAAAGAACACAAAAAUACAGAGUAUGAUGAAGUUUUUAACUCUAAACAUAAACUAAAGGUGAAACAAAUCCAUAGGGGAGAAAAACCAUACCAAUGCAGGAAAUGUGGGAAAUGUUUCAGGACCUAUUUGAGCCUCCGUAGACAUCAGAGACCUCAUCCUGGAGAGAAACACUACAAGUUUACAGAAUGUGGUAAGUCCUUUCUCUAUUUGUCACACCACAAAGUACAUUACAAAAUCCAUUAUGGAGAGAAAUCCUACAAAUGUACAGAAUGUGGUAAGUGCUUUUAUCAUUCAUUGGGACAUCAUACUGGAGAAGAGACUUACAAAUGUAAUGAUUGUAGAAAACCCUUCAUCUGCUACUUAGGUCUUAAAAAACAUCAGAAUAUUCAUGGAGGAGAGAGGACUUAUGAAUGUAAACAAUGUAGUAAGUCCUUCUAUACAUUGUCACACCUUGAAUACCAUUACAGAACCCACAGUGGAAAGAAACUUUACAGAUGUAAUGAAUGUGGUAAAUCCCUUUCCACCUCCUCUGGUCUUCAAAGACAUCAAAGAAUUCAUACAGGAGAGAAAUCUUAUAUAUGUGGUGAAUGUGACAAAUGCUUUAUCCAGAAAUCCCAGCUUAAAACACAUCAAAAAACUCAUACAGGAGAAAAAACUUACAAAUGUAGUGAAUGUGGGAAAUCCUUUACUGUUGGCUCAUCUCUUAGAAUACAUCAAAGAAUUCACACGGGAGAGAAACCUUACAAAUGCAGUGAGUGUCACAAAUGCUUUAUCCAGCAAGCCCACCUUAGAAGACAUCAGAAGACUCAUACAGGGGAGAAACCUUACAAAUGUAGUGAAUGUGAGAAAUCCUUUACCGUGGGCUCAGAUCUUAGAAUGCAUCAGAAAAUUCAUACUGGAGAGAAACCAUACAAAUGCAGUGAGUGUGACAAAUGCUUUAUCCAGAAAGCCAAGCUUAAAAAACAUCAGAGAAUUCAUACAGGAGAGAAGCCUUACAAAUGCGCUGAAUGUGAGAAAUCCUUUACCGUUGGCUCAGAUCUUCGAACACAUCAGAAAAUUCAUACUGGAGAGAAGCCUUACAAAUGCAGUGACUGUGACAAAUGCUUUAUCCGGAAAGCCNACCUUAGAAGACAUCAGAGAAUCCACACAGGAGAGAAGCCUUACAAAUGCAGUGACUGUGACAAAUGCUUCAUCCAGAAAGCCAACCUUAGAACACAUCAGAAAAUCCAUACAGGAGAGAAACCAUACAAAUGUAGUUACUGUGACAAAUGCUUCAUCCAGAAAGACCAUCUUAGAACACAUCAGAGGCUUCAUACAGGGGAGAAACCUUACAAAUGUAGUGAAUGUGACAAGUGUUUUGCUGGUGGCUCAGUUCUUAGAAAACAUCAGAAAAUUCACACUGGAAGAAAUCUUAGCAAUGCAGUGAAUUUGGCCAAUCCCUUAUCCAGGAAGCCCACCUUAGAACUCAUCAAAGAAUUGAUACAGGAGAGAAACCUUAUAAAUGCAAUGUAUAUAACAAACUCUUUACCUGUCUCUCAGGUCUAAGAAAACAUCAAAAAAUACAUAGUAAAGACACAACAUUCUAUACUAAGUAAUAUGGCAUAUGCUUUAUCCAAACUCUGUCCUUAUGGACCACUACAGCAUCCACACUAGGGAAUUAUUAUGUACAUGAGAAAUGUGUGAAAGCCUUUGAGGAUUGUUCGAAUCUUAGGAAACAAAGUCUAGACUUAUUUCAGAAAAAUUCUGCAAAUGUGACUAAUGUAGGAAAUUUUUCAUUAAAAUGUUUUACUUUCUCACUGUCAAAUAAUUCAUAAUGAAUACAAAAUGGAAAAGCCUGAAGAAUGUGCUGUUGUUUGUCAGUUUUCUGGAGACUGUAGAGAAGAUGAUUAAGAUUGUAAAUAAAAACUUAAACUAGUUUCCAGGUGUCCCUGAAACUGUCAGGAAUCACUGUGUUUAAUUCCAUAUACCGGUCUUGCUGUAUAGAAUUAUUGAGCCAGUAAGAUACAAUACAUGUAGAUAUGCCUACAGGUGUGUAGUAUUCUCUGGGUGUCCAGUGUUCAUAAGCUGUAUUUUGUGCUGGUUUGGUAUUUCAUGAUGUCUUCGAUUCGCUUUUGUUCUUGUAAACAACUCCAUUCUUGUAUUUAUGUAAGUAAUACCAUUAAAACCAUUGGUUCAACUAGAUGGAUUUCAGUGCAAGCACACUUGGUUCUGUUGUCAGUUCCCAUUUUGGCUGAGUGGGUGCAUAUGAAUGUUAUAUCUUCCCUGGAAAAGUCUCUCCUACAACAUGUGCUGUAACUCUUAAUUGUUCCUCCAAACUUGUAUACCAGAAAAUAAAUAUUGGAGAGAAAGCAUUUGGGUCAACUAAAGUAGGGCAGUUUGCUUGUCCUCACUGCUCCUGGCUUACUAUUAUGGUAGUACAUAGUCCCACAGAAAGGGGCUGAACACCAACAGAAUGUUGAGGAUUAGGGAGCCCAAGAAAGAAGACAACUCUCCCUUGCAUUCAUGAAGGACAGUGAGUGGUCUGCAAUGGGACAAAUGAAAAUAUUAGUGCAAGCCCGUGUUAUUGAAGGACAUCAUCCAAACUGGGCUAUGCUUAUGCAUGAUCAUUAACUCAAGUAUAGACUCCACAAGUCAGUCAGUCUCCAAUAACCCUCAGUACAUUGCUGUCCAUGGGUAAAUACUGAACACAAUUUUGCUAUCAUCACAUCCUGUUUUACCUUGAAAUUCCACUCUAUGAGCCUCAAUGAAUGAAUCAAAUUCCAUUUGUUAAAUUCUUUAUACAAUGCCAAUAUUGCAGACAUGCCAGAAAAUUCAACAUGAAAUAAAACUCAAGAAAAGUACUUUUAAAAAGACAUAUAUUCAGCUUAAUUCCAUGUGUGAAUUCAUCUAUACAAAUAUCAAGAGACUAUAAAACUUUUUUAAAAAAAUGACCUAUAAGCAAGAAAAGAUGCCUAUGCUCAUAUACUGCUCAGAAAUCCCCAAGGGUGUGCUGGGAGAGCAUUCUGAAGUUCUGAAAAAGAUGGUGAAAUAUUUAGCCCAAUUCUAAAGUACUAUAUCAGAAUAUUGAUACUAAAAACAGCAAGGCUCAAAAAGUUUAGACUUUAGAUAAGGUAACUUGUUACAAUGAGCAAAAACCAUACCAUUGCCUAAGUUUUUCGUGGAUUUUAUUAAAAGCAGAUACUCAUAUUCAACUAAUAGAGAAGUAUUGUUUGAGAACAUUUGGUGUUCUCAGUUUUGGAGUUUGGUAAAUCAUGAACGCAAGUGGUUAGUACACUCUUGAGUUUAUUCAUGCUCUUGUUGGCCAAAGACGAUGUGAUAAUUUGUACUAAUUACUGAUAUUUUAGGGAUGAUUAAUCUGAUGCAGGAUACAGUGAAAAUUUAAUCUUCUGGUCUGGCUUUAGCAAUCUGUAAAAUACAACCAACUCAACAGACACUUGGGAUGCCAAUGUUGGGUGUUCCCUAUAUCAAGAUGCCUCUGCUUGAUGACAUUAUUUUCCUAUGUAAUUCAGCAAAGAUUUCCAGGGGUCAAUUCAUAAAUGUGUACAAUGAAGAUAGCUGACCUUGUACCCCUCAUACAAUAUUGUUUUCUUUGUUCUGUACUCAUUAAUACAAAGUUCUGGUGUAAGGUAGGAGCAACACCUGGGAAGCUGGGUAGAACAGGUCUGACAGCUACAGAGCUGUGGAGAAGGUAGAGUGCACAGAGUGGGACAAAUUAGGUAUCAGUGGAGCUGGGACAAUCACCUGAUCUGAGGAGUGAUAGGGAAAGGAAGCAUAGAUUUUGUGGGUUUGGAAAUUUCAGAAGCAAUUUCAUUUGUGCAAGUGGAUGGUGAAAUCUAGAUUAUAGGAGCCAUGUUACCUGAACCAGGGCAUGAUGUUCCAGAAAACCCUGCACUCCCAGAGGGACCUCUAAUAACACAGGUGUCAUCUCCAUAUCUUGUAGGGACAGGAAAGCUCCCCUCAGCUGAAGGACACCUUGUGUGGCUUCUGAAAGAGUUACAGUCAGGAGUGCAGUGGAGGAACCUGAAGCCCAGUGGAGCUGAAGGACUGGGAAUCAGGCAUGGGGAACCUAACCAGGGGUUUAACUAGUUUUUCUGCUGCUGUGCAGACUGUCAAAUUCUGUUGUGGAUGUCCGCCCUUGUUUGUAAAGUUUAGACCAUAUGAAUUGAAGUUAUUGGGACUCUUUUCAUGUAUAUUGUGGUUGCCAGUAUAGUCACAGAAGAAUAAUCUGUAAUCAGGGUUCUCAUGCUAUUGUGGCAAUUACAGAGCUCCUGGAAUUUAAAUUCACCCAUAAUUUCUAACUUUGCCAUUCUAUUACUUACCUAUUCAAGAGAGUGAAAUUUGUUCCUGUGACUAGUAUCCCAAUGGCUGCUUAGAAAUUAGUCCCAUGAUGCUGGGUGGUUAUGCAUACCUUUAAUCACAAGCAUUUGGGAAACAGAUGCAGGCGUAUCUGAG
Molecule: messenger RNA, 6273 nt
Organism: Microtus ochrogaster (prairie vole)
Lineage: Eukaryota; Metazoa; Chordata; Mammalia; Rodentia; Cricetidae
Product: zinc finger protein 345-like
Exons: 4
Coding region: 1222-3366 (714 amino acids)
Biological process (GO): regulation of cytokine production; regulation of immune system process; negative regulation of transcription by RNA polymerase II
Cellular component (GO): nucleoplasm
Molecular function (GO): RNA polymerase II cis-regulatory region sequence-specific DNA binding; DNA-binding transcription repressor activity, RNA polymerase II-specific
Source: RefSeq, a predicted model, not a curated record